Messenger RNA from Linum trigynum, 1318 nucleotides. Lineage: Eukaryota; Viridiplantae; Streptophyta; Magnoliopsida; Malpighiales; Linaceae. The record is from the annotation of a GenBank genome assembly.
AGCAGAGCGCUGAGUAUGGAACGCACCAUCCUACUUCACGGAUAUUAUUGGUCGUGCAUAAAGAAAGACAAAGAAGUUUAUCGAGCAAUGCCACAAAUGCCAACUGAAUGUGCGUCAACAUCACACGAUGUCUACCGAUCUCCCGAGAAACGUCAAUCCUUCCUUCGCAUAAUGGGGUGUGGAUCUACUGGGGCCAUUCCCAACUGCGAGAGGCAAACGCAAAUACAUCAUUAUCGCGAUAGACUACUUCACCAAACGGAUUGAAGAAGAGGCGCUGGCAUCAAUAACCGCCCAACAGGUAGUUCACUUUUUGAAGAACAAUAUACUCACCAGAUUCGGGGUCCCAAACUCGUUCAUAUUUGACCACGGCAAACAAUUCGACUGCGCGGAAGUCAUAGACUUCUGCGAUGAAAUGGGCAUCAUAGCCCGAUUUGCGUCAGUCGCGUACCCCCAUGGUAAUGGACAAGCGGAAGCGGCAAACAAAUCAAUCCUACAUGGCCUCCACACUUUCCUCGGAGAAGCAAAGGACAACUGGACAGAAGAGCUACAUACAGUCCUGUGGGCACACCGUACAACGUUCAAAGUGGCAACGGGCGAAACUCCAUUCGCGCUAACCUACGGAAGUGACGCGGUCAUACCAAUCAAGACGACGGUACCCACAUACCGUAUCACUAUGUUCAACGAAGCGCGACCCACAGAGCUUGACCUGAUUAACGAGCGCCGAAAGCUGGCCGCUAUCAAACUGGCCGCGACAAAGGCGCAAGUUGCGAGGUACUACAACGCCAAAUUGGUUCCGCACAACAUUAAAGCACGAAAAGUGUUGAGGCGCAAUUUUUACCCCGAUGCAAAGCACGGAAAGUUGGCAUCAACAUGGGAGGGUCCCUACUUAAUUCGCGAAGUUGUCGGCGCCAACACAUUCAAGCUAAGCGCGCUAAGCAAGGAACCAAUCCCGCGGACGUGGAACGCCCUAAAUAUGAGGAAGUACCACAGGAGUUCAUAACCACUAUUUACAUGUACCCCUGAUGUUCUGUUUUAUACAAUGAAAAUUUCUUUUUCCCCUACUACUGCGCAACAAUGUGGGGCAACACAACAUUUCGUCACACACGACCGCUAUGAAAAUAGUAAUGUAACCGCGCAGUCAUGAACUACGCUAAACAAACAAGCACUCAUAUAAUUUGCAAGAAAAUCACGCAACCAUGAGUUGCAACAAAGAAACAAAUAAAGCUACAAGAUAGCAACGUAAUCGCGCGAUCAAGAAUAAGAGGGGCACACAUUACGCAGUCACGAGCUGUAAGGAAAACAAAAAAGGAACGAAACG